AUGGUUGUACAACGAAAGGCGCCAAUUGCGCCAGUUCCUACCGCCUCUAGACAUAACUCCUCCCAUGCCGUCCCCAAAGCCAGCAAACCGAAACAACCCUCCACAUUGACAAAUGGGUCCAGUGCUGUUGCUCCAAAGGAGCCACAAACUUCACCCUCAUCCCAGAAUGGCGCGUCAACAUCAUCAAAGUCCCAUUCUAAAUCGAAACACAAAAAUCGACACCCCGACAAGAAACCACCCAAAUCUUCUCGAAGUAUCCUUGACCGACUAGGCCUGUUGGUGCUUGGUCUGUUCGUAUUCUACGCAUUCAGGACCUGCCCCCAAGACACACAUCUUUCAAACCCCAUCUGCCGCUCUCUUUCACAAUACCGCACCCAUGUUCUUGAGCCCUAUGUCAUCCCUCAACUCAACCGAGCCAUAUCACAUCCCUCCAUUGCGCCGUACGUUGUCAAAGCUGAGCAGAUCGAGCGCGAAACAGUCCGUCCUAUCGUCGUUAAGACUGUUCAAGUAACAGGGCCAUAUGUGGCUGCCACCAAGCGGAUUACUUGGGACAAAACAGCAGUUCCGUUAUUCAAUGCCUACGUCGUGCCCCAAUAUCACAAGCAUGUCCUCCCACAAUGGAAUAAACAUGUCGUCUCGCAAUGGAGGAAGCAUGUGUCCCCACAACUCCAGCGCGUUCAGCCACACUUUUCUCGGGCACAGCGGACUAUUCAGACCUCUGCCAUCGUCGGCCGCAAACUGUAUAUCACCCGAAUUCAACCAGCACUUGUGAAGGCUUACGCUUUGACCAAACCUUACGUGGUCAAAACCUACGUCAUCGUCAAGCCCCGCGCUCUUGCCUUUUAUGGUGCACUAUCCGCACGCACUGGAGAAGCUCGGCGAGCUUAUGUCGAUCCACAUGUUGUCCGUAUCUGGGAGAAAGUGCUUGAACUCAGUGGGGCUGGGCCUAUCGGCAGUCCAGUUGUACCAGCUCAAAAACCAGCGGCAAGCAAUGUUGUCUCCAGUUCAACGGAAUCAACCAUCCAGCAGAGCUCGACACCAGUCCCGCAACAGGAAGAGACACCGUCGGUACUGCCGUCUUCGACGCCUGCAGAGACAUUAGAAGUUGCCCCGUCUGCCGAGACCACGUCUACCGUUCAGGCCACAACUUCUUCGAGUGUCAUCGAGCCGGAGAGUACCGUUGCUGCUGCUCAAGCCGAACCAGAAACUUCCUCGAUUGUUCCAACCACUGCCACGACCACUGCCGUCCCUGUUGAGUCCGUUGAAGCAGAGAUCGCUGCCGCCUCUAUUGCCAUCCAAUCUGCUCAUGGAAUGGAAUCGCCCGUCGUCGAAUCAAUGCUGGAAGAUAUAAAAGUCAAGGCACCAGCUCUAGCUACCCCCACUCCACUUCAAGAGGAUGAAGACGACGAGGAUGUGUCCGAUUUCCUUGAUGACCUCGGUAUCUCGCCUGAUGUGCCGCCGCCAGAGGAAACCUUCGUCUAUGAAGAUGAGGAUGUCGAGUUGACCCCUGCCGAGAUCAUGGCCCUGAAGCGCAAGCAAGACGAAGAGCAGCGUGUAGCCAAGGAACGCGAAACAAGGGAAAAACGCGCGGAUCUAGAGGGUCGAAUGGCAAAGAGCAAUGCAGAGCUGACUGCGCUGUCCAAGCAGAAGAACAAGGAGCUUCGCAAGUCACUCGUCGCCAUACGUAAAGCUGCUGUUGCGAAAUUGAACGACGAGAAUUCCACAAUCGGCAAAUUGAUCCCCGAGCUCGAGAAGGAAACAGAAAAGAUUUUCAAGGGCUUGGAGGGAUACUUGAAGAAGGAACUGAAGAGCAGCAAAGGCAUCGUCUCUGAACGGAUUGACAAAUGGAGUAACGUUGUUGAUAAAGUCGAGGAGAGGCUGGGAGAAAAGGUACAGGUGGCACAGAACACGUUGCACGAGUUCCAUAGCGAUGUCAAGGCCCGCGAAUUCGAGAUGGGUAUGGCUCUAAUCGAGGAGGUGAAAGCUGCCUGUGGCCAAGCUCAGGCUGAUGUUGGAUUGGAGCUUUCAUGGUUGCAUGAUGUAACUUAUAUGGACUGGCAAGUCUACCACGAUCUUGCCCGAAUUGGGGAGAAGUUUCAAGCGGAGGCGUCAGAGAUUCAAGCCGGAACUCACGCACAUCCUCCUUCUGACCCAUUCAUCAAGAAAUAUGGGGAAAUCGAGACCUACAUGGGUGCGGUAGUCAGCGGGAUUAUCGACCGCGUUACGGUUCUGCGUGGUGAGGGCGAGACUGCGAUUGCCAAGGCCGCGUUGCCUCCGAAAGCAUCGGCGCCAGUUCCCGAGCCAGAACAGCCAGAACCAGAAGUGUCCAUCUUACCAAUAGAUGACAAGACGCCGCCGGCGCCGACAACAGACCAAGAAUUUGAAGCAGAUCAAGUUAUCAUUGGAAAGAGUGCAGAGCAGGUGGAGGAGGCACUGAGGCGUGCGUCAGACACUGAUCCGUCGGUUCACCAGGAGCUGUAG
Messenger RNA from Mycena indigotica, 2481 nucleotides. RefSeq lists its product as uncharacterized. Lineage: Eukaryota; Fungi; Basidiomycota; Agaricomycetes; Agaricales; Mycenaceae. The record is from RefSeq and is a predicted model, not a curated record. The coding region runs from base 1 to 2481 and encodes 826 amino acids. The transcript is spliced from 5 exons.